Arvicanthis niloticus (Nile rat) is the source of this 3515-nucleotide messenger RNA. It is a transcript of the gene Tor1a, whose product is annotated as torsin family 1 member A. NCBI's taxonomy places the organism in Eukaryota, Metazoa, Chordata, Mammalia, Rodentia, Muridae. Gene Ontology annotation, molecular function: ATP binding; kinesin binding; ATP hydrolysis activity. Gene Ontology annotation, biological process: nuclear membrane organization; protein localization to nucleus. Gene Ontology annotation, cellular component: nuclear envelope; endoplasmic reticulum lumen; endoplasmic reticulum. The record is from RefSeq and is a predicted model, not a curated record.
CGCCGGGCACGGUGGGCACUGGGUCGCGCAAGGUGCGCGGGUCCGGGCAUGAAGCUGGGCCGGGCCGCUCUGGCCCUGCUGCUGCUGGCGCCGUGUGUGGUUCGUGCGGUGGAGCCCAUCAGCCUGGGUCUGGCCCUGGCCGGAGUACUCACCGGCUAUAUCUCCUACCCGCGCCUCUACUGCCUCUUUGCCGAGUGCUGCGGCCAGAAGCGGAGCCUCAGCCGGGAGGCGCUGCAGAAGGAUCUGGAUAACAAGCUCUUUGGACAGCAUCUUGCAAAAAAAGUCAUCUUAAACGCCGUGUCUGGUUUCCUAAGCAACCCGAAGCCCAAGAAGCCCCUUACUCUAUCCCUGCACGGGUGGACGGGCACCGGCAAAAACUUCGCCAGCAAGAUCAUCGCAGAGAAUAUUUACGAGGGUGGACUGAACAGUGACUAUGUACACCUGUUUGUGGCCACGCUACACUUCCCCCACGCCUCUAACAUCACGCUGUAUAAGGACCAGUUACAGAUGUGGAUCCGAGGCAACGUGAGCGCCUGUGCUCGCUCCAUCUUCAUCUUUGACGAGAUGGACAAGAUGCAUGCUGGCCUCAUCGACGCCAUCAAGCCUUUCCUAGACUAUUACGAUGUGUUAGAUGAGAUCUCCUAUCAGAAGGCCAUCUUCAUCUUCCUCAGCAAUGCAGGGGCAGAAAGGAUCACAGAUGUGGCUCUGGAUUUCUGGAAGAGCGGGAAGCAGAGGGAAGAGAUCAAGCUCAGAGACAUGGAGCACGCCCUGUCCGUGUCGGUCUUCAAUAACAAGAACAGUGGCUUCUGGCACAGCAGCCUCAUUGACCGGAACCUCAUAGAUUAUUUUGUCCCCUUCCUGCCCCUGGAGUACAAGCACCUAAGAAUGUGCAUCAGAGUGGAGAUGCAGUCCCGUGGCUAUGAAGUGGAUGAGGACAUUAUCAGCAAGGUAGCUGAAGAGAUGACGUUCUUCCCCAAGGAGGAGAAGGUCUUCUCUGACAAGGGCUGCAAGACUGUGUUCACCAAGCUGGACUAUUACCUGGAUGACUGAGCCCUGCUGCCCAGUGCUCUGUAGGUCCUCUCCUCUCCCCAGAAGAGGCUUGGACACUGCCUGCUGAGGUUAACAGGGAUCCCGUCAGGGACGGUUUCUGCUCCUUAGAGCCUGCAGGUAGCCAUGCUGUAGGGACCACAGAUGCAACAUGGACCUGAAGCUCCUGGAGCCUCCAGAGGAUGAAACCAGCCCCCAGCCUGCCCUUUCUGGGCUCAUGAUUUUUUAAAAUUAUGUUUUAAUUUCAGAUGUUUUUGUUUUGCGGCAGGACAAGUAAGUUUUACUGCAAAUGUGAUAACUUUAUUUAAAAUGGUUUUUAAUACUAUGAGAAGCCUUUCAGCUGCUGGCCUUGUGUGUCUUUUGAGACGGGUGGAUGACAUUGCCAGCAUUUCUACUGCAGAAACCCAAGCAUGGACAUCUGCUGCAUGGAAUGGUAUCUCAGAAACAAGGGGGCUGAAGGCAGCCCUGCAAGGGACCAUGCAGUGGUCAGAUGAGACUGGAUCACAGGAAGAGCCUAUGCUCUUCCCUGGACUCCUUAGUAAUAAGACAAGUGAGCUUAAUGACCCUGCAUGAACGUCAGGUCCACUCCAGAUGCCCAGGCGUGAGAGCUCUGGAGAGGCUUGUUUUGUGUAACACACAAGUGCCUGCCAAGGGGCGGGGCUUCUGUAGGUGUGGUUGUCGGUCACGGUCCUGACAGUGCUGGGUUUAGCAGGGAGAAAAGGGCCAAACUAGGUCAACCACUGGCAGGACCAGCCUCUGCUACCAGCCUGUUCAAGGACCCUUUUCAGGUGGCCUAGGGCUCCCAAUGAUAGUUCAAGUCCCCAGAAGUCAUGUCAGGUCUGACCACUCAGCUGAAGACAGCCCUAACUGAGGAGCAUGGGUUCCUCUGUCCUACUGACUCCUGACUUUGUAGAUGUGGCAGCAUGGGACAGGUGGGUUCUGUAUCGGGCUCCUAGACACCAACUAAGAAACGAAGGGAGCAGCAGUAUGUGGGUGCAGAGGCUUACCCUUCCAGACUUCUCCGCCUUGUGAGAGCCUUGUAUCAACACUGCGGAGAAGCGAGGUUAGCGCAGUUAGGCUGAGAUCUGGCCAACAGACCGAACUAGGAUCAAGUUCUUUGUCAGCUCUGGGCGGGAAGGUGGAGCAACUCGGUCUCUCAGCAGUGGCCAGGGAUCAGACCCUGAUAAAAAAGACAUCUCUGAGUAGGAAAGCUGGCCACGGCAUCCAGAACACCACAAACCAUCCAAGGCACUGAGUGUGAGGGCCAAGUGUAGGGCACAGAGCCCGAGUCCAGGUUCUGAUCUAGACCCAGCAGCUGUGGACAGCUCACUGUUAGGAGGACGUUAGGUGGUAGAAGCCGUCUCGGCUAAGUCCCUGGAGCUUGCUCACCAGCCUGUCUAGCUGGCUCUGAGCUCCAGAGCCUGGUCGGAAGGUGGAAAACUAAAGGGCCCAAGUAUGCAUGUAAUUGCCUGCCCCUCAUGUAUGUGACCACCACACAGAAAGAGCCCUUCCUUACCUGAAGCUCCCCAGCAUUUAAAGAAAACGUUGAUCUUUUGUGUGGUGACAUCAAUCUGCAUAUGCAGGUAUGGAAGGCAAGCAGUACACACACAGGCCACCCCAGAGCCUUGAUUCUGACCUUGGUUUGCUACCACACAGACAAGGAAAACUUAGGAAAGUGAUGCCUCACAAUGUACCAGUUUUUAUUAUUUUGUACCCAGCUCUGUCCAUGUCUUCUUACAGGUAGGCUGGGGAGGCUGGGGCAGGCCACACCAGGCCUUUCAAAGUUGGAGAUCAGUAACAGCAGUCCAAAGGUGGCCAACACGUGUCCACGUAUUACAUCAUUGUAAACAGAAAAGCUGGUUUCUUCUUGACAGGGAGCCCAGCAGGUUAUAAACAGUAACUUGGCUCCAGUCCAAGAAUAUGGCACAAAAGUCAGCCUCAUCUCGGCAGGUUUGUUUGCUUCCUGCUUUGAGACAGGGUCUCUGUACGUAGCUCAGCUAAACUCCUCUUCCUCAGUGCUACGAUUACAGGCAUGCACACCACUGGCCUGGUAUUCACUUGUGUGAUACCAGGCUGACCUCAAACUUGAGACAGCCCUGCCAUGGCCUCCGGGUACUGGGACUAAAGGUGAGCAGCACCACACUCAGAUCAUCAUGGCAUUUCUAAAAGACCAGAUGUGACCUAGUGUGCUCUGUAAGGCACGCUAGUUACAAGGCACACUGUGUUACAAAACAGUUACUCUGCCACACUACACAAACACGGCAGUGUGUCUGUCUGCAGAUGCAUGGCCACUCCAGGACAAAAUGGUUCACAAGGAUGGAAUUGCAGGCUCAGCCCUGGCUGCUGCUCAAGUCAACAUCCUGAGAUUACACCCAGAACCCACAAACUGAGGACUCUGGGAUCUAAAGUUGUGCCAGUAUUUCUACUCUCUACACAGUUCGUAAUAAAACCUUUUUUUUCUUUUGAGA